AUGGAGGACAGUGAUCGGCAUCCGGAGUCAGCAGAAGAGGAGGAAGAAGUCGUAAACGCUCCUGAUCACGCCAUGGCAGGAAGUAAGAUAAUUGAGCCGUUCAAACCGGGAGCCGCAGAGGCUUGGGAUUCCUAUCUCCAACGUUUUGGUUUUGCUGCUGCCGCGCAAGGGAUCACCAACAGCGACAGGAAGAAGGCUGUUUUUCUGAGUUGCUGCGGUGCCGAAGUUUUCGAGUUGGCCCGAGGGUUGGUGGCUCCUCUCACGCUAGAAACAGCGACGCUGGCGCAGAUAACAGACCAACUUAUGAGGCACCUGGCCCCAGCAGCAACUAAGACAACACGCCGCAUAGAGUUCCAUAAUAGAAGGCAGAAGGAUGGCGAAUCGGUUUCCAUGUUCCUUGCUGAGCUGAAGGUCCUGGCGAGGCAAUGUCAGUUCGUGGCUCUUGAGGAGGCACUGCUUGACCAGUUCAUUGGCGGCCUGAGCAGCAGUAAGGCCCGCCGUCGAAUCGCUGCAAAGGAAGAGGUGGAUCUAGCAACGGCAGUGCGCGAGGCCUUAGCCACAGAGACCGCAGAGGGGGAAAAGCUGAAAUCCCCACAACGAAGCACCAGGCCGGCAGCAGAAACAGCCCACGCUAUGUGCAGCCAGGAGUCCAGCCCGUCCCAGAGUCCAUCCUGCGCCGUUGGAUCCCUGGGGGCUGGUUCAUCGGGAACAAAGGGAAGAAAACUAGAAUGCCCCGGUUGUGGGGGCGCGCACGAACGUCGGAAGUGCCGGUUCCGGAAUGUCAUGUGCCGCAUUUGCGGGAAAAUGGGCCAUAUUGCUCGGGUAUGCAGGUCGGCUACCGGGGGAACAUCAGGAUCCCCACGAUCGUCCCGGCGACAGGAAAACUCAUCGGCACACGUUGUGGACGACUGCAACUACCUCACCGAGAUUGAGGGCAAGACUGUUCAGUUUCCUGCUCAGGGGAAGGCAUCAAUCCAGGUCAGCAUUGAGGGCCACCCUUGCCAGAUGGAGGUAGAUUCUGGGUCCGGAUUCACGAUUGUCUCUGACAAAACAGCGAGGUCGUUUUUUUUAGGGGGUAAGCUUCCUCCAUUGGAGCCUUUCCCCGCCACAUUACAAUCGUACUCGGCCUGCCGGAUACACAUCCUUGGAAUGUGUUCCGUCAACGUAAGUUUUAAAAACAAAAGGGCUGUGCUUAAGCUGGUGAUUGCCAAGGGAAAGCGCACUAGCCUAUUGGGAACAGACUGGUUUCCUGCUUUAGGGCUGGGCAUAUCUGGGUUGAACGCCAUAACGAUAUCCCCAAACACAUUCGAGAAGCUUUAUGAGGAGUUUACACCAUUAUUUGAUGGCAGUCUGGGGUGCUAUAAAGGGCCUCCCAUUAAUUUUGAGUUGGACCAAGGGGUGACUCCAGUCCGCCUUAAACCAAGACGAGUACCAUUUGCCCUGCAGCCCAAGAUAGAGGCAGAACUCGACAAACUAGUCCAGCAAAAAGUAUUGGAACCAGUUGACUCAGCGAGGUGGGAAACCCCAAUAGUGACCCCGCUAAAGGCAAACGGGGAAGUGCGUAUCUGCACAGACUAUAAAUGCACAAUAAAUAAGGCAAUUCGGGGAAAUUCUUACCCCAUUCCAGUGGUGUCGCAACUGCUAGCAAAGUUGGCGGGAGGUAAGGUAUUUGCAAAAAUUGAUCUUGCCCAGGCGUACCAGCAGUUACCUGUAACUCCCCAGACCGCAGAGGCUCAGACUAUUGUAACCCACAAAGGAACAUUUAAGGUAAACCAAUUGCAAUUUGGAGUAAGUGUAGCUCCGGGAAUAUUCCAGGGCAUUAUGGAAAGGUUAUUAAGGGAAGUACCGGGCACCCUCGUGUAUUUUGAUGAUGUCCUAAUAUCGGGGAGGAACCCCCACGAGUUGGAAAGCCGCAUCAGACAGGUGCUUCACAAGUUCCAGGAAGCUGGACUCCAUCUAAAGAAGGAGAAGUGUAUUUUUGGGGUUCCUACAGUGGAUUUCCUCGGUUACACCAUUGAUGCUGAGAGAGUGCACCCCAUGGAAAGCAAGGUUAGGGCCAUCGCUAAUGCACCCAAACCCAGUAACAAAACGGAACUCCAAUCAUUUUUGGGUCUGGUAAACUUUUACCAUGCGUUUUUACCGCACAAAGCAGCGGUGGCAGAGCCCUUGCACAGGCUUCUGCAGAAGAAGUGCGUCUGGCAUUGGGGAAAGCCGCAACAAAAGGCUUUCGAAACCAUCAGGGGAAUGUUGUCUGCUGAGAGUGUUUUGGCACAUUAUGACGAAACGAAGCCCCUCGUACUUGCUUGUGAUGCAUCGCAAUAUGGGUUGGGAGCUGUGCUCAGCCACAGAGAGGCGGAUGGGUCAGACAGACCCAUCUCAUUCUAUUCAAGGACUCUUACAUCCGCCGAGAGGAACUACGCGCAGAUUGACAGAGAGGCAUUGGCUGUGGUAGCGGGGGUUAAGAAAUUCUAUGACUAUGUGUAUGGGCGAUCGUUCCUAAUCGAAACGGACCACAAGCCAUUACUAGGCCUGUUUAACCCCAGCAAACAAACUCCUCAAAUCCUGUCUCCUAGAAUGCUCAGAUGGUCGAUCUUUUUAAAUGGGUUCCAAUAUAAAAUAUGUCAUGUGAAAGGGAAAUUGCUCUGCCAUGCAGACGCCCUCAGCCGGCUGCCACUCCAGGGAACUGGUGAUUGUGAUCCAGCACCAGCCGAACAGGUCACGAUGUUGGAAACACUGCCAGGCGCUCCUGUGUCCGCGGAAGAAGUGGCGGCCAGGACGCGUAAGGACCCCACACUCUCCCGAGUCCUCGCCUGGGUAGGGAGGGGGUGGCCCAGUGGGGGCCAAGAAGAAAAAUUCCGCCCAUUCGUAAUGCGGCAGCAUGAGUUGUCACUUCAUAAGGGGUGCAUACUGUGGGGGGACAGGGUGAUCAUUCCUAACCCCCUGAGGAAUCGCAUUCUAGAGACCUUGCACAUGGGGCACCCGGGAAUGGUCAGAAUGAAAUCCCUGGCACGUUGUUAUGUGUGGUGGCCAGGGAUGGAUAAGGAAAUAGAAAUGUGGGUACACACGUGCAAAACAUGCCAAGAGGUUCGACCUGAGGUUCCCGGGGCACCUAUUCAUUGGUGGGAACAGUCAAAGGCGCCAUGGAACCGUAUUCAUAUAGACUUCGCGGGCCCCUUUCAAGGGAAAACAUUUUUGGUUGUGGUCGACGCAUACUCGAAAUGGUUGGAGGUAGCCUUAGUUUCCAGUCCCACAUCAGCAGCCGUUAUCAAAGUUUUAAGGCGUUUGUUUGCCACGCAUGGUCUGCCAGGAACAGUGGUGUCAGACAAUGGGGCAGCAUUCGUGUCAAAUGAGUUCAGAGGUUUCCUUGCUGACAAUUUCAUACGAGGAGUGACCUCUGCCCCUUUUCACCCCUCCUCUAAUGGUCAAGCAGAACGAAUGGUGCGAACCGCAAAAGGGGCUAUUUCACGUCUGCUGGAGGGUGACUGGGCAGCCCGGAUAGCUCGUAUGCUAUUCUUGCAGCACGCCACACCCUGCACAGCCACAGGAAAAUCACCAGCUGAGCUGCUGUUAGGCCGAAGGUUGGUGACAGUCCUGGACUUUGUGCAUCCAGAUAGGAUGCCCUCGCGUCCUGCACGGGAGCCACCCCCACCUGAAGGGGAUAGAACGAGACACUUUAAUCCGGAGGAUCUCGUGUGGGUGAGAAAUUAUGCCAGAGGUCCGAUUUGGGUUCCGGGAGUCAUUUCACGGGCCACCGGCCCCGUGUCAUAUCAUGUCACGUUAUCACAAGGUCAGGUCUGGCGCAGGCAUGUGGAUCAGCUGAGACGCAGGAUACCCAGCCGGAGUGAUGCCGAGGAACCUAACGCCUCUGCAGUAAAUGGGGAGUCGCCAUCCCCGAGCCAGGUAGAGACACCUGCACUGGGUACUGCCCCGCCAGGGCAGUCAGACGGUGCACUAACCGCUGAAAACACAGAGAUGGCGGAAGAAAAUGAGCUGGGGGAACCUUUAGCAGGGACAGGGGUAGCCAAUACACCCGAGGAGAUCCCUCAGCCGUCAAUUCCUCAGAUCACAACACCAGAGGUGAGACGAUCGGGUAGAGAUCGCAGGAAGCCACAGUUCCUGAAAGACUUCGUGUGUCAUUCCCGCUAA
Messenger RNA from Lacerta agilis (Sand lizard), 4146 nucleotides. RefSeq lists its product as uncharacterized. Lineage: Eukaryota; Metazoa; Chordata; Lepidosauria; Squamata; Lacertidae. The record is from RefSeq and is a predicted model, not a curated record. Gene Ontology annotation, biological process: DNA integration. Gene Ontology annotation, molecular function: nucleic acid binding; zinc ion binding. Bases 1 to 4146 code for a protein of 1381 amino acids. The transcript has a single exon.